Messenger RNA from Leptidea sinapis, 1764 nucleotides. RefSeq names its product synaptosomal-associated protein 29 (gene Snap29). Gene Ontology annotation, biological process: synaptic vesicle priming; exocytosis; synaptic vesicle fusion to presynaptic active zone membrane. Bases 316 to 1113 code for a protein of 265 amino acids. Lineage: Eukaryota; Metazoa; Arthropoda; Insecta; Lepidoptera; Pieridae. Gene Ontology annotation, molecular function: syntaxin binding; SNAP receptor activity. Gene Ontology annotation, cellular component: plasma membrane; SNARE complex. The record is from RefSeq and is a predicted model, not a curated record. The transcript has a single exon.
AUAAUAAAUACCAAAGAAAUGAAAAUACUAACGACAAGGCAGUAAGGCCCCUGGCUAUAGCCUGUUCGAAAGAACGAAUUAAUAUAAAAAAAAAAAAAAAUUAACAAACGUCAUUUCGUUUCGUCAAUUUGUUCCGCCAGUAGGUAUUCAGAUAUUCUCAGUAAUUUUAAUUUAAGCCAACAAAGAAAAGAUCCGCCUCUUGUAACUUUUAAAAUUUUAAAUGAAUAAGGAUCGGCCGGAACGUCCCCAGUGUUAAGUGCACAAUUGGAAAGAACACAGUGAACUCUCGUAAAAUUGUUAUUUAAAUAGGCUAACAUGUCGGGACACAAGUAUAUUAGCAAUACAACUAAUCUUUUUGAGGACGACGAUGUCGACGACGACACUUUCGUUAACAGUUAUGCGUCUAGAAGAGCGACUCCGCAACCUAAAUCGCAAACAUCGUCUUAUAUCGCUGAAUUGGAAAGACAAAGGCAAACAAUGCUUCAAAAGCAAAAGGAAAUCGAACAACGAACUCUAGAUUCUUCCUCACGAAGUAUAGGCCUGUUGCGUGAAUCGGAACAAAUCGGAAUCGCCACUGCUGAAGAACUUGCUCGUCAAAGAGAACAGCUACAAAAUACAAACAAAAGACUUGAUGAUAUUAACACAAAUUUGACUUACAGUCAGAAACAUUUAAAUGGUAUAAAAUCAGUGUUCUAUGGGUUUAAAAAUUAUUUAUCGGGAAAAACUGACAUGACUCCUCCCAAAAGUCAAACACCGAGUUCUAGCUCUAGCAGGGCUGGUCCAAGUUCUAAAAUAGAUGAUACUCUUGAUAGUCUAAGUGGCAGUACUGCUGCUGAUCGUUUUAGUACUCAUCCCACAACACGUCUUAGAGGAUUAGACCAGCAACUAACUGUAGAACCAAUAUCAGAUACACAAAGGAUCAAUAAAAUGUUAGAUGCCAACUUAGAUGAAAUGGUACAUCAUAUAUCUAGGCUAAAGGGACUUGGUACAGCACUUGGUGAGGAAAUUGAACAACAAAAUCAUCUAAUUGAUGAGAUUCAUGAUAAGGUUGAUGUGGCUGAUAUUAAAAUUGGUCAUCAAAGCAAACAAAUGAAUAAAUUACUUGGGAAAUAACUAAAUAUUGCAUGCAGCUUAAAAUUGUUAAGAAAUAAUUGGAUAAACUUGGUUUAAUUAUUUUAGUACCUCUAUGUAACAUAAACACCAAAAUAUUGUGAUUAAUCAAAAUGUAUAGUUUAAAAAUACACUACUAAUAAUAAAUGUAUAUACUGUAUUUUAGCCACUUUUUGUACUGUUACAUAUUAUUGUAAUUUAAAUAAAUUUUAUUAAAAGUUGUUUAAUAAUUAGUGCUUGUUAGAAUAAUAAUUGAAACUUGUCAUACUGAAUAAUGAAUAUGAAAUCAUAGAAGUCAUAUGAAAAAAUUAUAGGAUAAUUCAAAUAAGUAUACUCCAAACCUAAGUACUUAUUGGCUAUGGAUCCCAUAGUGAUAUAAAUAUUUUCCAUAAUUACUGUAUCAGUUUAUGUUAAAUUAUUAACCCUUAAUUAUUAUCAACAUUAGAUAAUAUGAAUUAUAAUCAUUUCAUUAUGAGUCCCUCCCCAUUGCCUUAUCAUGCUUUGUCCAUUAUUUGGGUAUAUUUGAUGGACAUAAACAUGAUUACUGAUUUCUAAUAGCAAUAUAAACAGCAUUAAUAACUGUAAAAUAAUUUGUGUGCCAGCUGUGUGGUCAUCAAAAACAGCCAGUAUUUAUUAAAUUGUAUGAAGUAUAAA